Molecule: messenger RNA, 846 nt
Organism: Paramormyrops kingsleyae
Lineage: Eukaryota; Metazoa; Chordata; Actinopteri; Osteoglossiformes; Mormyridae
Gene: glrx
Product: glutaredoxin (thioltransferase)
Cellular component (GO): mitochondrion
Molecular function (GO): glutathione disulfide oxidoreductase activity
Source: RefSeq, a predicted model, not a curated record
UAUGGGAAAUGGGGUUUUCCGUCCUCGCUGGGCCACUGUCGUUGUACAUUUUGAACACUGCAUUGUGAUUUUAUAAUGGCGCAGGAAUUCGUAGAGAGUCAGAUUAAAGGCAAUAAAGUUGUUUUGUUCAUGAAACCGUCAUGUCCCUACUGUGUAAUGGCGAAGGAAGUCUUGUUAAAAUACAACUUUAAACCCGGACACUUGGAAUUGAUUGAUAUCAGUGGACGGAAAGAUAUGGGAAGUAUUCAAGACUACCUGCAGCAGAUAACCGGGGCUCGUACGGUCCCUCGUGUUUUCGUUGGGAAGAAGUGUGUUGGUGGAGGAACUGAUGUGGAAGAGCUGGACAACACUGGGGAACUGCAGGGCCUACUAGAAGCCAUCAGUGCCUUGCAGUGAACACCUCAAACGCCCACGGCUUCCCAGUCUGUCUGCUCCUCAGCGCACUUCCUGGUCACAUGACGGAGCAGCGUGACUUGCGUAGCUGCCGCCGGCACUGCUGAUAUUCGCUGAGCUGCUGCAGGUAUCCCCUGGACGGCCACCGCAACCUCUCUACUUGUUCCCUCUCUUCCUCUGCGAAUAUAGCCAGAAAUAAAUGCUCCACCUGUCCUGCUAACAGCCACUAUCAAAGGCAGUUAAAACAUACUUAAAAUGCUUAGCUGAUAUGUCUGUUCACCUUUUUAGAAUGAGAAAAAUGUUAUUAUCCCAGAGGAAAUUGCUUAGCACUUGUUUAUUUUUCAUGGAUUUGAUAUGAAUAUGGGCUACGGUUCUGUAUUGGAGAGCUGAUUGUGCUUUUCUGAAUAAUCUGAUCUAGAAGCACGUAAAACAAUAAACAUGCAUCAAUUCAAA